Molecule: messenger RNA, 2326 nt
Organism: Oreochromis niloticus (Nile tilapia)
Lineage: Eukaryota; Metazoa; Chordata; Actinopteri; Cichliformes; Cichlidae
Exons: 7
Coding region: 943-1587 (214 amino acids)
Source: RefSeq, a predicted model, not a curated record
GGAUGGUCAGGAAAAUCAUCACUGACCAAGGAAAGGAGUUUGUGAACCGGGUAAAACUUGUGAAAGUGUUAUUCGUACCUUGACAUAUGAUAUGAUGUAUUUAGGCUAAGUCUGCUCAUGUCACUGCAGCUCAACAACAGCAUUUUCAGCAUGCUGAAUAUUAAACAUGCUGUCUCCAGUGCUUACCACCCCCAGACCAACAGGCAGGUAAGCAUUUGGAUAUCUAACCUCGAGUAACUCAUAUGAAAUUAGUCAUGCUUAUUUAUCUAUUCUACAAUACAACUCAAAGGAUGAGAGGACCAACCAGAACAUUAAGCGUGCUCUCAGAAAGUACGUCAACCACGAUGAUGAAGAAGCACGAUGACUGGGACGUUCACCUUGCUGCUGUGGUGUAUGCUAUCAACACUGCAUUCCUGUUUUGACAUUUUGUAUUACUUUUAAGAUACUUUACAGUGUAGCAUCGUUUUAAGAAUGUGUUUUUAAACUUAAUUUUUUAAAAAAGUUAUUGAUAAGUGCAAGAGAAAAUGAAAUGAUGGAGAGAUUUUGUGUGAUCAGCACUCCACCCGUCACAGUCCCUAUUUCCUGCUCUUCCACCGACAUCCACGUCUUCCUGCUGUGAUUAACACCUGUCCCAUGGAUGAGGACUUUGAGAAACCCAGAAGAGGACACAAGAGUUGAGGAGAUGACGGUUCUGAUUAAAACGGUCUGUACAAUUAAAGAAGGCUGAGUGACAGGGAAAGGAGAUCUGAUGAGGCAAAAAGGGAAAAUGUAAUACAGUGUGUUGGUCAAGCAGGUGAUAAUGUUCUUUUGUCAGGUGAUCCAAAAAGGAGACAAACUGGAGAUAAAUUAUUCAGCCAGCACCAAGGACCGUACACUGUGGCCAGCGUCACACCAAGUGGGGUGGCCAGUAUUGUGAAGGGAGCAACUUGCCAGAAGGUAAACAUGUCCAGGCUGAGGAAAUACCACAGAUCAAAAAAUCCACCAACUGAGAGGAAGUUUCUCCUAAACCACUCAUAUGGGACUCAAUGGCAGAUUGAUCAUCAGUAUGCCAGUCCAGGAGCAAAGUGGCAGAAAGACUUGGACCCUCUUCAGUCCAGUCUGCAAAAUCACAUGAAUUUAGGUGGAAUAUGUUUUGGACCAAAACCGACCUCCAGGAAAACUCCUAGGGUAGGAAGACAAUCACUGCCUGAAGACUUUUGGAGCCUGGGAUUGGAACAAUCCAUGGAAUCUACUAUUGGGAAUGCUUUUCUGAAGAUUGUGGGGGAAGCUGCACAAAGACGUAAUCUGUCAUGCUGGGAAAAGAUUUUCACAUUGCUGACCUCUAUGUCAUGGCCACCUGGAAGGAUCCACAAGUCAACCUGCUGCGUCGCUUGCCAGCAUGGACAGAGAUUCGCCUUCUGGACAGAAGAAGCAUUCUCCUCCAGGGAACACUCUUCAGCCUGUCUUCAGGGUACCAACGGUAACCUCCUCCAAGCCUUCACCAAGUCUAAUCAGACAGUUACCAGCAUGUGUCCUCAUCGACAUAUUGGAAGACAUCUUCAAACUGGCUCUGGUGUCCUCCAUGUUCAGACACCUUGUGUCUACUGAAUAUUUCAGAAGACGAGCACACUUCAAGUGCCUUCACAAUAAGAACUUCAGUAAAUUAUGAAAUUAUAUGUACAGUUAUUGUUGCCACAUGUUUUCCACUGGCAGCAUGUAAAUGUUUUUUUUUGUUUUUUUUCUUUUGCUUUCCACAGGUGUUUGCACAUGGAGAAGGUUCUCAGAAAAGUACAGAGAACAGUACUUUAACAUGUACACAAUUAGGAUCUGUCAUCAAUGUGGAGAUCAAUACAAACACUUCCCCCGAGGUAUGCAACACUGUAUAAGCUUAUAUUACCAUAUCGCUAUAUAUACAGACAAUGAGAUUUUUGUCUGUAAUGAGAUCUGUAAGGAUGAAAACCAUACCGCUUGGAGCCCAUUCUCCUCCCUGUUUGAAUUUUUUAAAAUUUUUUUGUUGUAUUUUAGGAUAUGUUGGCACAGGUAAAAGAGGACAACUAAGGGCAUUUUACUCAGAGGAGAUGUGCCCAGGCUACUGUAGCCACUUCUGCAGUCAAAUGAACAAUUAGUAUGUCUGCUCUGUUCACCUAUACACACACGUACACACACACUGGUUUUAGUGACCAGGUUCCGCAUUAGUGAUUCCCCACAUCUUGGGCCCUUUCUCAAUAUGCGUACUUGUGCGUACUUGCGUUCUUGUGUACUGGUGAUACGUCAGCAGUGGGAGACCAAGUACUGUUCCAAUUCAAAGUACGCAUCAAGCCGAGACCGUGAAAAAUUCCCGGAUGUG